Penicillium soppii is the source of this 417-nucleotide messenger RNA. RefSeq lists its product as uncharacterized. The transcript has 2 exons. NCBI's taxonomy places the organism in Eukaryota, Fungi, Ascomycota, Eurotiomycetes, Eurotiales, Aspergillaceae. The coding region runs from base 1 to 417 and encodes 138 amino acids. The record is from RefSeq and is a predicted model, not a curated record.
AUGUACGGCCUCAAACAGUUGUCGAUUCUGAGCUUGAUGCUUCUUUCUGCAUCCGCAACCAAGAGCGUCAAACGAACUAUUGUGCGUAUUUCACUCUUGUUUCUGUCAGAAAUUGCUAACAAGACCACCCAGGUUGGCAUUGAAACAGCUGAAAAGAGUCGUGGUGUUGAUGUACCAUUGAAUGAUUGCCAUCCGAUUGAAGAAGAGUCAGUUCAUUUUCCAACCACGUCUCACCUGAAACUAAUAAGCCCCAGGGAUGUUCUCACUGUCUCGCUGAGAAAACCUUGCCGUCUUUUCACAACAGUGGACCCGAAUGUACCGGUCAUAACACGCUCUUGGGCCCUGGUGACCACUCUUCAAAAGAACCGAUACCCGUGGUGGAGUCGAUAUUCUGUCAGUCGUCAUUCUGAGGGAUAG